Molecule: messenger RNA, 5878 nt
Organism: Acanthoscelides obtectus
Lineage: Eukaryota; Metazoa; Arthropoda; Insecta; Coleoptera; Chrysomelidae
Source: the annotation of a GenBank genome assembly
AAUGUCCAAAUGACAAAAUGGAAUAUAUGAGAAAAUCGCUGAAGAUUACUCCUACGGCUCUGGAAACUAUCGCCAACAGGUCCACGGACGUACCUCUUCCUGCUCUGAACUUGAACACCUCUGGUUUUAAAUAUUUUUGGCUUUUCUCCGAUAUUUUGAGAUAUCAAUCCAGACCUCUACCGCAAACCUUCCGAAGCAUAUAAUCGAUUCGUGGCGGCUCUUCGAUGUCAUCCCCAACCCCCGGGGCUGCGUUUGCUGCCGCCCGAGCACGAAAACCAAAUAACAGUCGAUGCCAGAGCCGAAGUCACAGAAGCUUCAGUGCUGCGGCAGAACUUGCGCUGAGCGGCCAGAUUAAGUGAAAUGCCUGACAACUGAACUAACCUCUGACCUCUGAAGAUUGGAAAACGGAGGGUGCAAGAUGAGCGAGUUAAAUUUGCAGCUAAACCUUCCCCUGGACAUGAGGAUAGAGCAGUUUAAGGAAGAUCCGGAGCGAAUGAAACACGUGAAUGAGUUUCUCGAUGAGUUAUUUGAUGAAGCACAUAAGGAGGCAGAGAGACGGAACAGUGGGAAACUGAAAGGGAAACUGGACUCUUUAGGGAUUCAAAGUAAGUAGUCUUGGAGAGUUCACAUUGUAGUAUAGCGUUAGAAUGGGUGAAAUUAAAGUCUGCAUGCAUUGGUAGUAAAGGUUGAAUAUAUUUUCAAUCUAAUAAAUCAUAUUGAAAUAUUUCUAUUUAUAAUCCAGCUACUGAAACUUAUCCUUUGGUUUUCAUGUAGAUAAUGCCCCAUUUUUGUCUGGCCAGUGAAACCACAUAUAUUUGGGAUUCUUCUUUAAUGUGGUAUACAUUUCGGUCACAAUAAUCGGUCUUCCAGGUGACACAUUGUUUGUUUUUCCUUUUCAUUUUCAGAUUCCUACACAGUGUGUUACUACAAUAGUCUGAAAGGUCCGUAACAUGCCAAAAUUGCGCGAAGCCAUCUUUGCAAAUUUUAAGAUGGCACCACACAAAAGCAACAUGGACCAGAACUGCCUGGCGUAGCCAUUCCCGCUCCCAAAGGACGUCAGGGCUUCAAAACGGAAUAGAAUCUGAAAAUGGAAAGAAAAAGCAGACGAAGUGUGACCUGGGAUACAGAUAAAUAAAAUAUUGUCAAUCGUGUCAAUUACUGAAGGUCACAUUUACUAGAAUAAAGAAGAAUUUCAAAUAUAUGUGGUUUCAUUGGCCAGACAAACAUGGGAUUAUUUCCAUUUAUCCCACAAAAUUUGCAGACGGUUCGAAAAAGAUAGGCAUUUGGUCCAACCGUGCUAGGACGUCAGCAAGAGUAUUUGCUUCAAGAAUAUUUACAACAAUCUGCAACUGUACUAACCAGGUUAGGACCAGUCUCAUCACCCGAAACAACAACUGAAGCCACUGAGUGGGCCUGAUUUUACUGUAUCAAGAAACAUCUAAAAUGAGGAACCAACAUCUAUUUUUAUACAAUAACUGAAGACACUUUAUUGAAAUAUUUUGUCUACUACUAAGUUUUGACAGAGAUAUCUGAAAGCUCGACCUGAAUACUACUGUGUAGGUCCGAUCAAAUUAAUAUAUGAGGAACUACUACGAAACAUAGAAAUUAAAAUGCAAUGGAGUACAUGCAGCUCCAAAAUUUCUUCGCUUGUUUUUUCUACAGUAGUAAUAACAAUGAUGUUCUUUUAAGCUAUAUUAGGCACCAAUACUAAACUUGAGCUUCCAUAUUUGCUUUCUAACAGAACAAUAAAAAUAUUUAUUGAACCACUUAUGUGGCCUACAUAAUAAAUGUGUACUACUUUUGUUCUAUGGGGUGUUUUCACAGAAAUGUUUGAUUUUCUGCUACGUUUCAAAAAUUCUCAUUACUUGAAGAAUCACUUUUUGUUCAUAGAACGGAAUGUCUAGGGCUAGUUCGGUGCUUGGGAAUCGACUUACUCAUAUAUUCCAAUAGGAAAGACAACUAUACUGGACUCUUUUGGCCUUUUAGCUUUUGCUGCCCUCACCUUCUCUUCAUUCUGUCGAAAGGCUUAUGUAUAAUUUUGGAAUUUAAUAGUAACGUUGUACGUGAAAAUCAAUCAUGUAGGAUGUAUGCAAUAAUUCAUCAUAUUGUUUAAAUAGUUAUUAUGGCAAUUUUGCAAAGCAGUUUCAUUAAUCAACGUUUUUUUUGUCCAAAUUAAAAUGUUUGUUUGCCUUUGCCGUACACAUUCGGUGUGAAUGCUCCAUAAAGAUUCAUUUUAUACCUAACCUUGGUUGUUAUUCACCUGUCCCUGUCCAAUAAAUGUUAAUAGAUUAGAGUUAUACAAUAUACAAAUUUAUAUACAUAUACAUUAAAUGUAUGUAUUACACAAACAAUAUGAUACUCUUAUAUGAUACUGUUGUGCACAAAUAUACCAGAAAAUUGCUCCAUUACACUAAAUGUUGUUUCCAAGGUAACAGUCGUUAUACACAAUAUAUAUAUACCUGAAGCUGGUAUGAUAUGAGAUGUUCUAUGGGCAAAGGUCCUACGGACCGCCCAGACAAACAAAUGUCGAAUAUGUUGAAAGAAGAAUUUGGUAGUUAAAUUAUACCAUACAUUUGGUGGUACCUCGAUAGUAAUCAAAUAGUCAGUAUUAGGACUUUCCCUUGUUAUCUAUUAAGUUUCAGAACAAACUUUGAAUGUGCCCAGUUAGAGUAAGAUAAUGUAAGCUUACCCAAGAGUGUCAACAAACUGUAUGGUACACCCUCCGCUUUAUACAUUAAUAUACGAUGUCUGUAAAUUAAGUGGUGAGGCUGCUUUUUUUAAUUUUUCUAUAUUCAUACAUAAUUUUAAUUCUAUAUUGUCACCCUCAAAAUGACUUCCUUCUGAAGCCACGCAAUGCUGGAAUCGGUUCUUCCACUCCUCAUAGCAGUGCUGGAAUUCCGAUACUGGAAUAACCUUCAGCUGGUCGGUUACAGCCGUUUGAAUGUUUUCGAAUGACCCAAAAUGAGUUCCGUUGAGGUAAUUUUUCAACUUCUGGAAGAGAAAAAAGAUACACCUCUUGAUCUGAUGAACGGUGGUGUGAGUAUAAUUUAACUCUUCUCCGAUCAUUCUUACUGUCUUUCGACGAUCUGAACGCAUAUGAUCCCGGAUUCUGUCCAUAUUUUCAUCAGUUCUUGAAGAUGAAGUCCUUCUGCUUCGUGGUUCAUCUUCAAUCGAGUCUAUCCCUUCUAAAAAUGUCUUAAACCAACGAAAAACCUGGGCUUUUGACAAAACACUACCUAUGUAGGCCUGUUUAGUAAGAGUUUCCGUUGCACUGUGCCCAAGUAUGAAGCAAAACCUGACAGCACACCGUUGCUUGAAAUUUUUAGAGCACAAUAGAAAAAAAGAUUCCCCAAAAAAAUCACUACGGAAAACCAAAUGAAUCGAGCGAGUUCAUACCUAUACUGAAGACGCAUCACAUGUUCCCCUGUCUCCCCUCCAAGCCCGGCCCCUCCAGUGUUACCAGAUCGAACGUCAGUGCCAGUCUCAUCACUUAAUUUACAGAUUUCGUACAUAUAGCGGACUGACAUUGCUGUGAAACUUAAACUUAAGUGUCGGUAGGAUGAUAUUUGUUCCGUAACCCUAAACAAUCGUAGACUAGGCAGGGUAUGCAGGGUACCUUCUUCUGACAUAAAAUAUGUAAAAUUGUACGCAAAAAAAUGUGGAAAAACGGAGGACAAAUAAAUGUGAUUGUUGACGCGCCUUUUAUAUCCAGGUAACGUCGUAACUUCAAUUUCAAAUAAUAGUGUUAAGCUUCAUCCCCUGAACUGAAAAAAUUUAUUUUUCAGUAUUUCUUCCUUAAAAACGAUGUUGCUAAGUGAUUAUUCUACCUGAUGACACAAAUUCACACAUGUUGGUCCAUAUUUUAUCGGUAAUCUGUACAAUUCAGGUAUUCUAUACCUAGGCAAUAUAUAGAAUACCUGGUUGCCCAGGCAAUGUAUGAAAUAUGAAUAUUAUUAUCCAUUACAUACAUUACCUAGGUAAUGAAUACAAUUUCUAGGGAUUGUAUAGAGUACCUGCUGUUCCACUGGCAAUGUGUAAAAUAAAUAGAUCUUGGUCUAUAUUUAUCAAUGUUAACAGACAUACCUAUAAAAUGACGGGCAAAUGAAAAAAGUUAUAUUAUUUAAAAUCAAUUAUCUUAAAAUUAACAAUUAGAGUGCUUCUUAAAAAUAAGCUUUAUGAAAAGGGUACAAGAAAAGCACCUCUCUGUUACAAACAGUAAAAUUGAUGUGAAACUAAAAAUUAUUCUGGUUAUAAGUAACAUAAUGUAAUUUUCUUUGCUUACAAGGACGCAUUUCGUUUAUUGCCUGCCUGUCGGUACGUACAACCCGUUCCUUGCUCUCGUCCUUUACAUACAUUACCGGCUGCGCAUUUGGUAUUGUAUAGAAUACCUAGGCAAAGUAUAAAACAAAUAAUAUUUUAUACAUUACCUACACGGUUUAGGUAUUCUAUACAUUACCUAGGUAUUGUAUAGAAUACCGGUUUAUACAGAUUACGGGUAACACAUAUACAACUUUACAGAGCGUAUAAGCUGAUUUAAGAAAGUAGAUGCUUCACGGCUGGUAUUGGUUGUACGUCUUAAACACCGUGUGUGUGUAGUAUUAAAUUGUGAGUUUGUGUUGUUACGUUUCACGUUCCGUCAAUUAAUUGACAUGAGCAAAAUCAACCGAUGGUAUUAACACUACAUCUCGCAUCACACUUACUCACUUACUUGACAAGUAGAAUGUAUAAGUAGUAUGCUUGUCUAUGCCAGCCUUUACCGAGGUCGAAAAAAAAUCGGUAGGCCACGAAAUGUAGUUUUCAUCAAUAUAUUUUUUUCGAGACUAUGAGCAGACUAUAUACAUAUAGUUCGUAAGGUACAUAAGAUUUGGGUAUCAAUUUUGGAGGGACUACAUAAGGAAAAUUUUUAAAAGUACUUUUUUGUCUGAGAGUAGACCAUUUGUAACUUUGGAUAAUAAUCGACAAUCAAAAAGACCCAGCAAGACUAAAUAAUGCAUAUAAAAUUCAGAUUACUCACUAAAAGAACAUAUCCUAACAAAUAAAUGUAUUUUAUCAUUCGGAAAUAUUUUUACAGCAGAUUCUCAUUUGAUAAAAGAAUGUUACAAAAAUACAGAAACUUAGUACGUUUUACUUCAAUUAGGUGGUCAUUCUAUGAAUUUGCAUUGGUGGAAUCUACUACAUCAUGAAGACGUCCAUUUUUGUCAGUGACAUCACUAUCUCGAAAACUUACAAAAUGAUAAGUUAGUAAUCAGUGCAAACUCUGGAUAUAGGGGAAAGUCGGGUAUGUGGGACCGGUCUUUAAGUUGUACCAGGACAAUAUUUCCUGAACUGAAGAUUUCUAAGGCCAUAUAUUUACCUUGUUCACCUUUGUUAAUUAUUUGUGAUCUCUGCAGUGCAAGUUGAACAAUUAAAACGGUAUUAUCACGAUGUUUCGAUUGAUAUACCUGUACCACUAACAAUACAAAAUUAUACAUUUGGUAUGAUACAGUUUAAAAACCGCGUGGCACAACUGAACGAAUCGGUUCAAUAAAUUGCACUGCAAAAUUUUAAAAAAAUAGCUUAUUCCAAACUCGUGAGUAUUUACAUCAGUCUUAAGUUGUGUAUUUUGACAAGAAACAUGCCAAAUUAUUCCACUUUGAAGUUUCGUUCAACUGAAACAAGUCAGUAAUGAGUUAUUUCAUGGAAUAUGUUAGGUGGUACAAAUUACCCGACUUUACUCUAUACAAACGUUACAUUAUCUUAAAUUAUUUAAAUACGUUUUCCAUCUUCCAUACACACAUUAUAGUGUGAUUGUGGGCAUAGAUCAUAAGCAAUAUCACGUUAAUGUACCUAUCUACAUUAUACCUGUUUUUGAUGGAUGUAAUAAAAAUGUGAGUAUUUA